UUUUUUUUUUUUUUUUUUUUUUUUUUUUUUUUUUUUUUUUUUGUCUUUUGCACCUCUGAUUCCCGAAGUGGCUCCGAAGUGGUGUUGCGGCUCCUCGUCCCCGGCGGAUCCGGAGAUUGGAGUCUCUGCACCGGUGGGAGUCGGAGGCGGAGCUGGAGCUCCGGCCACACCGCGGGCUCCGAAGAGCGGCCGCGUCAAGAGGAUGGUGCGGCUGGCGGCAGAGCUCCUGCUGCUGCUGGGACUUCUCCUCCUUACCUUACACAUCACGGUGCUGCGGAGCAACCCGCUGCCUCAAGGAAAUGCUACUGUGAGCCUGGAUCAGGAUACAACACUUUCAGAGCAAAACACCUUAAAUGCAAGAAGUAGGUCAUUCGCCCAGCUGGCUCCUGAAGACCGGAGGUCUGGUGCAGAGCACCGGCCAGCCCAUCAGCCUGCAACACUGCCUUGGGUGCAGGGCAGCAACGUACACAAGGAUGGUCCUGGGGCUUUCCUCCUGGAUCUGCAUAACUUUCCGGACCUCUCCAAAGCCGAUAUUAAUGGACAGAACCCCAACAUCCAGGUGACCAUUGAAGUGGUGGAUGGACUAGAAGGCCAUGAACCUGAGAGAGGACUACGCAAGGAGAGCAAGCCCAACUGGGCCUCCCCCAACUGGAGAAACUGGUGGCCUCACACCUCCUCCUCGUCCUCUCAUCAAACGGAGGAGCACGAUCGCUCCUAUGGGAGAAAAGCUGAGGACAGCAACUUUCUCAGGCCGCCGUCUGACUGGGACAGGAGAGGAAGCAAAGCUCAAACCGAAUACGACUACAUGGAUGGUGAAGGAGACUGGAGCAGCUGGUCAGCAUGCAGUGUCACCUGUGGAAACGGCAACCAGAAGAGAACCAGGUCCUGUGGGUAUGCCUGUACGGCCACAGAGUCCCGGACUUGCGACAUGCCCAACUGUCCAGGUUUUGAAGACGCCUUCAAGACGGCAGCUACUGAAGUGAGUCUGCUGGCUGGGAAAAAUGAAUUCAACGCCACAGAGCUCUUUGGUGUUGACACAGACAGCUGUGAGCGAUGGAUGAACUGCAAGAGUGAGUUCUUGAAGAAGUACAUGACGAAAGUGGCCAACGACCUUCCCAGCUGCCCCUGCUCUUACCCGACCGAGGUGGCGUACAGCACGGCGGACGUGCAUGACCCCCUCACGCGGCGCGAUUUCCGCUGGAAAGACGCCAGCGGGCCGAAAGAGAAGCUGGAGAUCUACAAGCCCACGGCCCGUUACUGCAUCCGCUCCAUGCUGACCCUGGAGUCGACCACGCUGGCCGCGCAGCACUGUUGCUAUGACGACGGCAUGAAGCUCAUCACCCGCGGCAAAGGGGCCGGCACGCCCAACCUCAUCAGCACGGAGUUUUCCGCAGACCUGCACUACAAGGUGGACAUCCUGCCCUGGAUUAUCUGCAAAGGAGACUGGAGCCGCUACAACCAGGCCAGGCCGCCAAACAAUGGCCAGAAAUGUCCAGAAAAUCCUCAGGAUGAGGAUUAUUACAAACAGUUUGAAGAAGCAAGGGAGUUCUAGGCCACUGUGCAGCUCAAACUAGACUCAGAGACUCGUGCAUCGUCACAAGUAGCACACUUGUCAUAAACUUGUCGUCCGUUUUUUUCUGCUUUGGUGACAAGUUCCGUUUUUAAAAGGUACUCUUAUAAUGUUGCUGCAAAAUGUUACUCAGAGUUGGUCACAAAAAGGGAGAAAUUUCUUCAUUUUCUUUGCUUAAAAGGGAAAGUUACUAUUAUAGAAACGUCAGUUUAGACCGUGUCCAAGUUUGUCUCUGUAGAUGUUGCAGUGAUAGAGACGCCCUCUCCCAGGAAUGUGUUGGUCAGAAGGGGGCCAAAGGACAGAGCGGCUCAGUUUUAAUAAUUUUCUGUGCAGGUUUUAUCCAUGUAAGCUUGUGGGUAUGAAUAUUUAGCAUGCACAUUUCUGUUUCGUUCAUGUACCUCUGUAAUAUCCUGUCUGUGAGGCAGUUCAUUGUAAAAAGCCUGCAUUAGUUUUGUAAAGUAUUUAUUAAAGUGUAGCUGUGAUUGUG
Messenger RNA from Poecilia reticulata (guppy), 2057 nucleotides. RefSeq names its product isthmin 1 (gene ism1). The record is from RefSeq and is a predicted model, not a curated record. Gene Ontology annotation, biological process: negative regulation of angiogenesis. NCBI's taxonomy places the organism in Eukaryota, Metazoa, Chordata, Actinopteri, Cyprinodontiformes, Poeciliidae.